Molecule: messenger RNA, 2966 nt
Organism: Artibeus jamaicensis (Jamaican fruit-eating bat)
Lineage: Eukaryota; Metazoa; Chordata; Mammalia; Chiroptera; Phyllostomidae
Gene: TDRKH
Product: tudor and KH domain containing
Exons: 13
Coding region: 108-1916 (602 amino acids)
Biological process (GO): spermatogenesis
Molecular function (GO): RNA binding
Source: RefSeq, a predicted model, not a curated record
GCGUGCGGGCGUGCGAGUGGGAGGAGGCGACGCUGCUGGGCUGAGGUGCGAGGAGGAGCCGUGACCGCCGACUCGGAGGGCGGAUGUAAGUCGGAGUACAGCAGAAAAUGUCCACUGAACGUCCCUCUUGGACAAAUUUGUCCACUAUUCAGAAAAUAGCACUGGGCCUCGGGAUCCCCGCAGGUGCAACAGUUGCCUAUAUCCUAUACCGCAGAUACAGGGAAAGCAGAGAAGAACGCCUGACAUUUGUGGGGGAGGAUGACAUUGAGAUAGAGAUGCGAGUGCCUCAGGAGGCUGUGAAGCUCAUCAUUGGCCGGCAAGGAGCCAAUAUUAAACAGCUGCGGAAACAGACAGGUGCUCGGAUUGAUGUGGACACGGAGGAUGUAGGCGAUGAGCGGGUGCUGCUUAUCAGUGGUUUUCCUGUUCAGGUGUGCAAAGCCAAAGCAGCAAUCCAUCAGAUCCUGACAGAGAAUGCUCCAGUGUCUGAGCAGCUCUCAGUUCCCCAGAGAUCUGUGGGCAGAAUCAUAGGGAGAGGUGGCGAGACAAUUCGUUCUAUCUGCAAGGCCUCUGGAGCCAAAAUUACCUGUGACAAAGAAUCAGAGGGGACAUUACUACUAUCAAGACUUAUUAAAAUCUCAGGAACACAGAAGGAAGUGGCAGCAGCCAAGCAUCUGAUACUAGAGAAAGUUUCAGAAGAUGAAGAACUUCGGAAGAGAAUUACUCAUUCUGCAGAAACCAGAGUCCCACGCAAGCAGCCAAUCAGUGUAAGAAGAGAGGAAGUGAGAGAGUCAGGUGCAGCUGGAGAGCCAGCUCUAUGGAAAAACUCUGGUACUAGCAAGGAGCAGGCUUCACCACUGGCAGUUCCUCCCUGCAAAGGAGGUGGUGACAUGGUUGCUAUAGGGCCAGAAGAAGGUUCCUGGGAGAAACCUAAUGGUGACAGCUUUCAGAAGCCUGGAGCCCAGAGCAGUCCAGAGAUGUCCGUGUUUGAAAUCCCCAGUCCUGACUUCAGUUUCCAUGCUGAUGAGUUCCUGGAAGUCUACGUCUCUGCUUCUGAACAUCCUAACCACUUCUGGAUUCAAAUCAUUGGUUCUCGAAGCCUGCAGUUGGAUAAGCUUGUCAAUGAGAUGACCCAGCACUAUGAGAAUAGUCUGCCUGAAGACAUGACUGUGCAUGUAGGAGACAUUGUAGCAGCACCUUUAUCUACAAAUGGUUCCUGGUAUCGAGCCCGGGUCCUUGGCACUUUGGAGAAUGGGAACCUAGACCUCUACUUUGUUGACUUUGGAGAUAAUGGAGAUUGCCCACUGAGGGACCUCAGGGCACUCAGGAGUGACUUCCUAAGUCUUCCAUUUCAAGCAAUAGAGUGUAGUCUGGCACGGAUCGCCCCCUCAGGUGAACAAUGGGAAGAGGAAGCUUUGGAUGAGUUUGACAGACUCACUCACUGUGCUGACUGGAAGCCUCUGGUGGCCAAGAUCUCUAGCUACGUCCAGACUGGUAUCUCAACUUGGCCGAAGAUCUACUUAUAUGAUACUAGCAAUGGGAAGAAACUUGAUAUUGGGUUAGAAUUAGUUCGUAAAGGAUAUGCAAUUGAGCUUCCUGAAGACGUGAAAGAAAACAGAACUGUCCCAGAUGUGUUACAUGAUGUGGACACAGAAACAGAUGUUUCUCUCAGCAGCAUGUGCACUGAGACAAAAAAGAGCUCUGGAGAGAUAGCAAAUACCCUCUCCUGCCUUAGCUUAUCAGGAUUUGGUGCCUGGAGAGAGGAGCAUAUGACAAAGAGAUCUACGCUGUUCCUCCUUUAUUACACAAUAUGGUUUGCUGUGGACCAAAUGCAUUUUCUCCUUCCGUGGGAUGACCAGAAAGAGUAUAGGGUAGAGGGAAGUACUCCACCCCACACCAACCUUCCUUCCAGUGUUUAAAUACUGCUGCAUUAUGUCCAGGCUGCUCAACAUCUGGCUUGUUCCCCUCAGCCAGUCCGAAUGCAUACUCCUGCUAGGCUGUGUCAUUUUUGAGGCUGGGAAGCAGCCAAGGUUUGGUCGUUGGAAGUGAUGAUUCUGCACACUUCUGACUCACCUUCUCAGGUGACUCUGGUGAAGGGAAGAUUUUGAGUGAUGAACUGAAAGACUGCAGUUGAGUCAGAAGGCAAAGGCAAAAAUCAGCACAUUUGUAUUAAAAACCUUCAGGAAGUGGGUAAGAGAGUGCUGCCUCUCAUCCUCAAUUGCUGAUGCUAUUGGAGACAAGUCUUUUGAAAACAGUGUUCCAUCUAUUUUUCUGUACACUUUGGUUAAAAUAUAAGGGGAGAGGCAGCUCAGGAAAUAUUCUAAAUUGCUAGCAUAGCAUCUGUAAAAUACACACACACACACACACACACACACACACACACAGCCCCGAAGAAAGAGAAUAUAUAUAGUUGUUUAAAGUGUUUGGGAGAUUCUUUGCUGAAUAAAGUUCUCAAAAAAUUAUCUGAAACUAAAUACUGGUUGAAUCACAAGGUGGAAGCAGGUCUUUGGGUAUCUUCUGAACCUAAGUCUCGUAAAAAUUGUGAAUACCUCACAUAGAGGGGCCCAUCUGUGAACAAGUGCUCCUCCCGUGUAUUCUUUCCCUAAAGUUUCCAAGAACUACUUAGGUUCGGGCUGUGUGAAUAAGACCCCACCUAAAGUUUGGAAGAAAAGGCCUGGAUUAGGAUUCUAGAAACCUGGGUCUGCAAAUAGAUCUCUGGACUUCAGGUAGCCUGCUUCUCUACAGCCUCUCUCCACUUCUGGUGGUAUGGUGAGGAUCUAGUGGAAACUUAAAGGUACUUGAAAGUAAAUAUAAAUGUAAUAUGGGAGGUAAAACAAUGGCAAAUAAAUAUUUUUUAAAGGAUCAACAAGGUAAACUGGAAAACUUGAAAUUAGCACAUAAGAGUACCUUUUUUAAAAAUCUAGGAAUGAGUGAUCUAGGUCUGUCCCUACAUGGCAACUCUAUAUUCU